This is a messenger RNA of Racocetra persica, 648 nucleotides long. The record is from the annotation of a GenBank genome assembly. NCBI's taxonomy places the organism in Eukaryota, Fungi, Glomeromycota, Glomeromycetes, Diversisporales, Gigasporaceae.
AUGACACAAAAACAAAGGACAACGCCGUUGUAUGAUCAACUUGAACAUGUUGAUGUUGUAAGAUCGCGAAUGAGCUUAGUUAACGAGGUUCAACAGGAUUUUAUUAAUUAUAUGAGUGACAUUAAGGACCCUUCUAUUGUGAAUUGGGAUGUUUAUCUUAACAGAUUUAGCAUAUUUCUUACAAAGCAUUUGAGGUUUUCGCAAACUUUUAUUGAAUCAAAUUUACGAAGAAUCGCAGUUUUUCCCAAAGAGGUUCCGCCACCAGAUCAAGAUGAAAAGAUUUCUUUUUUAUUACGAACGAAGCGUAUUCCUGAGAUUGAAGAAGAAGAGGAAAGUAUAAAACAUAAUGUUUCUAUCGAUGAAGAUUUAUAUCAGGAUGAAAAAGACGCUAUUGUUGAUAUGAAUGACGAAACAAAAUGGGAUAAAUUAUUAAAUGAAUGGAUGUUACGGUACAGUGAACAUGCAAAGGUUGCAUUGGCUGCUUCAGAAUUUUCCGAGAACGUAAUUGGAGAAAUCAAUGUAAAAUCAAGAAUAGAAGACAAUGAAACCGAUUCUAAUUUAACUACCGAAGAAACUGGAUCUCAGGGCGAUCUUACUUUGGAGAAGGUUCUUGCAUUUAUGUCAAGCGGGAUUCAGAAUAGUAAGUGA